This is a messenger RNA of Lethenteron reissneri (Far Eastern brook lamprey), 2474 nucleotides long. RefSeq lists its product as uncharacterized. The record is from RefSeq and is a predicted model, not a curated record. Gene Ontology annotation, molecular function: signaling receptor binding. Lineage: Eukaryota; Metazoa; Chordata; Hyperoartia; Petromyzontiformes; Petromyzontidae.
UUUUAAAGAAGGAACAAAAACCACCUGCGAUUUUCAGUCACAUGACUGACAUCACAGCUCCCCUAUGCAUCACUGCACACAAACACGCGCGCCUCCCAGAGAGCCCUCUGAUCUGACGACAUUUUUCCCGGUACUGUCCCCAGGUAUUUUACGAGACACCCACUCGCAGGUCCAGACAGCAUUACCCGAUGACGGGAAACACGCAGUGAUACCCACAAAGCAUCCGCCCAGUGCUGGGCACAGAUCUCAUCCCUAUCAUAAUUAACGGCAUCAUCAUUUACUAUUUAUACCGCACCCCCCCCCCCCCAUAUGCAAUGCAUCUCAUCGCAGGGGAUGCAGAAGACGGGAGAGAUGUCCGUCCGUCACGACAGCGCGGCUGCCUCCUCCUCAAGGCGCAAUCGCUGGCACGUCAGCCGCUCUUCUUGGCAGGGCAGGGCCCUGGACUCGGAGGCCGUCCCUUUCGCGAGCGGCGAGGACAGGGCCCGUACCGGUGCCGCUGCGUGGCCACAGGAGGCCUCACGCGGGCAGCAGGCGGAACGGACAAGUGGCCGUCGGAGACACGAUGGCACGGAGCACAGUGGCUCAGAGAAUCGGUACCCAAGCAGGCACACCAAGUUCUCCACGAAGGAUUGGCUGGUGGAGCUGCUGAGCUUGGGCCGGGAGGACGCCGAGGAGACGCUGCUGAGCCUGGGCUUUGGGGACGAGGACCCCGACUCCGUGGCUCGUGUCCCCCAGCGUUUCCUGCAGGCACCGUCACGAGCCCAGGGCAUCAGUGCCGACCUCCUGCAGCAGACCCUGGCGCGGCGCAAUGAUCAGGACCACCUGAUUAUCCUGGAUCGUUUCAAGCAUGCACACAAACUGCCGGCUCAUUUUUUUACCACGAGCUUAGCAGAAUGGGAUGCAGGGGCUGUAAAUCCAGCUUCUCGGGAGUUUCAUCUGGAGCCGAUGCCAGGGUCGACACAAUCGAGAGCAUCGCCGUGCCAGAAAGUAGACGGCGGCGAUAAUGUCGCAAACCAAAGGAGGUGUGGCAGACACUCGGGCAGGGCCUGGUUGAUUCAGCAGCUUAGGAGGAGCGUUUCCUGGCAGAGCGUGGUGGAAGAACCCACGGUGCCAUCACACAACGUUAACCAAAGUUCGUGUCACAGCCUUGAUGUUUGGGCUGACGUCGAAUCACCUGAAUCUUCUCCCACAGAGCAAGGGGUUUUUCAAAAGACCGGCCACAACGAAUGCCUUUCUAAGGCCACCAGUGAACUAAAUUUAGACCGCGCAACUAUAAAUUCAUACACGGAAAGGGAUGACAUCCAAAAACACGUGGAUGCUCAAGAACUGCCAGAAAGUGAUGGCUUUGUCCGCCAAAAGUGUGUGGGCAGGUCAGUGGGAAGACCGUUUCGCAAGAAGAGCAAGGAAUAUUCAAACGACGGCGUGGAAGACUUUGAAGAGCUGUCCCGUGAUGAGAACGCUUGUCUGACCGACAAGAGAGCCGUUCCACUCGUACUACCACCUCGAAGGGACGGCAAUGGUAACGGUGGCUGCCACACAGACGAGCGUGGACCGGCGGGCGCCCCGCAGGAGGCUGACGACGCGAACUCAGGCGGAGCAUCGUGCCCAGGCGGACAUCUCCCACAAUCCCUGCAGCACGACGACGCGUGCCAGAAGGACUCGUUUGAGAUGGACGAGGUGCGCAGCGAGGAUGGAGAGGGCAUGCAUGGAGCGUGUGUGGAUGGGAGUUCCGGUGCUGAAGCCGACCUUGUGCGAACAAGUAGCGUGCAGUCGGACAGCAGUGGCUACUCAGAGGAGCCAGCUGGAGAUCAGACGCCUGCACUGCCACCGCCGCCUCCACCACCGCCUUCAGGGGGCGUCACAGAUUCCGCAGAGACGUGGAUCCUGGAGUGAACGAUCGUCGCCAUUAGUGAAGAACAAACACAAAUGCGUGGCUCCGUUUGGUACGGUUAGAUUGUCUAACGAGAGAAACUUAAUUUAUUAAUCUAAUUUUCUAUUUAUCUUUUUGUAUGUAUACAUGGUUUCCUUUGCAAGAGGGACUUGUUUCAUUGAGCUCUGACCUGGUAAAAGAAAGCCUACUACUUCUGCUUAAAUAUGCUUGUAUUAGAGUCCAGGAAUUAAUAUAAAUGUUUAAUAAUAAGACAACAAUAGAAACUGGUUUAAUGGUUAUUCCAACUUAAGUACUUUUACACCAGAUAUCAUGUUAAAGCACAAUGCGAGACGUUUUAAGUGUGUUUUGUAAGAUGAGCUCAGGUGGAUCACCCUUGCUGGAUUACAUUCUGCUGCUGUCAACAAAAGCAUAACUGUGUAAUCACGUAUGUCAUGAGCUGAACUGGACAUUACGCAAAGCAUCUGUUUAUCAUCAGGAUGACUGAUACCUAAACCACACCACUAAAUUAGUCUUAAACAAUUGUGCAAUACGAUACAGUAAAAUAAACAUAAAUGCUCCAAUAAAUGUUUACAAGUUAUCAGCA